AUAUUUCCGAGAUGAAGCGUACUGAGUCUCGGUACUUUCGUACCGCGGUCAGAGGUGUUUCUAAAUUAUUGCUAAGAAAUAGUGUUACUAAUAAUGGCCAAAGCGAAGAAAGUUCCAAAUGAUCCAAUGGCAGUGCGCUGGGCGGAGAAAUACAGUGAUAGUUUGGAUACCGGUUGGUCAAAACUGCCAAGUUUUGUGUCGAAGAUAGUGGCCACGAUAGCAAUUUGUUUACUUGGUCUUUCAAUCAACGGUGAAUGGCUGAAUAUAUCCGUGCAUAUUGCAAAGCAAUUCGGUUACUUCAACCAGAAAGCAAUUCUGGAACAUUGGUCCGACAUCUGGGAGAAACGCUUUGCAAACCUAUGGGGUUUCUGGCUGGGCGCCGUCAUUGUUUCCUACACUAUCUAUUUCGUGAUCGGAGGCUUCCUACACUGGUACUUUUACGUGCGACAACGGGAUCGCCCCGAGGAAUGGAAAUGCCAGCCGAAGAAGUGGCUUUCGCCUGAAUUGGAGCUGCAUGAAAUUCUGUUCGGCAGCUUUACUCUGCUGGUGAACAGCUCGGCGUCGGCAUUAGUCAGCUGUUACAUCAGCAACGGCGGAUACAGCACCGUUUAUUAUAAUUUCGGCGAUUAUCCGUGGUGGUGGAAUCUGCUGCAAGUGCCAAUCGUAUUCAUCUAUCAGGAUUACAUAACGUAUCUGAUACACAGAUUGUACCAUACGCCAUUCCUCUACAAACACUUCCAUAAGCUUCACCACAAGUACAAACAACCAACUGCGUUUUCGGUAACCGCCAUCCAUCCAGUGGAAAGUCUCCACAUACAAUCGACGUAUCUAGUGCCACUAUUUGUCCUUCCUGUGCACUGGCUUCCCUACUACGCCAUUCAGAUCUACGUGUAUUAUCACGGCAUCAUCGAUCACUCCGGAGUGAAUUUCAAAGCGUACUGGUGGCAACCGUGGCAACCCGACGCGAUCUUCCAUGACAAUCAUCACCAAUAUUUCCAUGUUAACUUUGGCUUCAACUGCUUCAUAUGGGAUAAACUGCACGGGACCUACAGGCGAAAGGAUCGGAUUUACACCGAAGAUAUAUAUUACGGUCGCGGCAAGGCAAUCAGCGAGGUGACCCACGAGGAGCUCGACGCGGACAUCAAGGAGAGAUUGUCGGAGAAUCCGCUUGCCUAUCGCAGCAACGAAUUGGACUUCAAAUUGACUAACAACGACUUGAAAUCGACCAAUGGUUCCGCCAAGAAGGCAAAAAGUACGAAAGCCGUUAAGGCACAAAAGAACAACGUAAAUACUCCUAAUUCAGCUGCCAAAAAAUCCAAGUCUACUAAGAAGAAUUAACCAUGUAUUUGCGCUUGAUAUUUUGAAAGUCGUGAAAACUGUAAAACUUUCAAUUUUGCAAAUGCGCGUUGUUAAUAUAGCAAUCGUUGUUU
This is a messenger RNA of Dalotia coriaria, 1430 nucleotides long. Its product is annotated as methylsterol monooxygenase 1-like. The record is from RefSeq and is a predicted model, not a curated record. Bases 94 to 1338 code for a protein of 414 amino acids. The transcript is spliced from 6 exons. Gene Ontology annotation, cellular component: membrane. NCBI's taxonomy places the organism in Eukaryota, Metazoa, Arthropoda, Insecta, Coleoptera, Staphylinidae. Gene Ontology annotation, molecular function: iron ion binding; C-5 sterol desaturase activity.